Aspergillus vadensis CBS 113365 is the source of this 2494-nucleotide messenger RNA. RefSeq lists its product as uncharacterized. The transcript has 2 exons. The record is from RefSeq and is a predicted model, not a curated record. Gene Ontology annotation, cellular component: nucleolus. The coding region runs from base 170 to 2263 and encodes 697 amino acids. Lineage: Eukaryota; Fungi; Ascomycota; Eurotiomycetes; Eurotiales; Aspergillaceae. Gene Ontology annotation, molecular function: mRNA binding. Gene Ontology annotation, biological process: regulation of translation.
AAAAAAAAGUCCAUUCUCCGGGACAAAAGAGAGCAAAGCUAACCCGCGGGCGGCGUACCAUUUUAUAUUUUUUAUUUUUUUCUAUCUCAUAUCCCCGCCAGAGAAGCUUUCAUUUUACUUCUCAAAGGUAUAGCCUCUUUUUGUUCGAUUUCCAGACAUAUUCUCCACCAUGGUCGGGGUAAAGCGUCGAGUAGACGCCGGUGACGAGCGCAAUGGAAAACGGACCAAGACGCCGGUGUCCGUGCCCGCGAAGAAGAGCAAGUCGUCUGCGGCCCCCGUGAAGGCUUCCAAGUCUGUGUUGUCGAAGAAGGGCGAUAAGGGUGGAAAGAAGGAUAAGAAGACUUCUAGCAAGAAGAAGGCGCAGAAGGAGGAGUCUGAUUCUGAGGAUGAUGAUGAUGAGGAUGACUUUGAUCUGGAUGAUGUUGAUGAUUCGGAGAUUGAUGCUUUGGAUGAUGAGGAUGACGAGGAAGAGGAUGUUGAUAUGGAAGAUGUUGAGGAAGAAGAUACUGGGAAGAAGUCCAAGUCUGCGGAUGCGGAUGCUCAGCAAAAUAAGUCUACGUCGCGCGAAUCGCAUGCGAAGCAAAAGGCCCUCCUGCAAGAGCGCAAGGCCGCCAGACCCAACGCUGAUAUGAUCGGUCGCUCGAAAAAGCUGUGGGAGCAGCUGCGUCGCAAGUCUCAUGUUCCACUCGAGGAGCGGAAGAAGCUCAUUAAGGAGCUUUUUGAAAUCAUCACUGGACGUGUGAAGGACUUUGUCUUCAAGCAUGACUCGGUCCGCGUCAUCCAGACGGCCCUCAAAUACGCCAACAUGGAGCAACGGAAGAUGAUCGCCACGGAACUGAAGGGUAGCUACAAUGAGCUUGCGCAGAGCCGGUACGCCAAGUUCCUGGUCGGAAAGUUGAUUGUUCACGGUGAUGCCGAGGUUCGUGAUUUGAUCGUGCCUGAGUUCUACGGACAUGUCAAGAGACUCAUCAGACACCCCGAGGGGUCCUGGAUUCUCGACGAUAUCUACCGCACCGUUGCGACGAAGGAACAGAAGGCGAACCUUCUGCGUGAGUGGUACGGUCCGGAAUUCGUCAUCUUCAGGGAUGACAAGAACGGCCCGCCUGAUGCGGACCUCUCUAAGAUCCUCGAGGCGCACCCGGAGAAGAGGGGCCCCAUCAUGCACUACCUCUGGGAGCUUGUCAACCAGCUGGUGCAGAAGCGCAACUCCGGUUUCACCAUCCUGCACGACGCCAUGCUGCAGUACUACCUUAACACUAAGCCGGGCAGCUCCGAGGCUAACGAGUUUGUUGAGCUGCUGAAGGGCGAUGAAGAGGGAGACCUGGUCAAGAACUUGGCUUUCACCAAGUCCGGUGCCCGGGUGAUGUCGUUGAGUCUGGCGUACUCCAACGCCAAGGACCGCAAGCUCCUUACCCGCUUCUACAGAGAUACCAUCAAGAUGAUGGCCGGCGAUCUCCACGGACAUUUGGUUCUGUUGACCGCGUACGAAGUUAUUGAUGAUACCAAGCUUACCUCGAAGUUGGUCUUCCCCGAACUCCUGAACCAGGGAAUGGAUGCCGAGGCUCGGAACGAAGAGCUGCUCUUCCAAGUGAACGACUUGACAGCGCGUAUCCCCAUCCUGUAUCCGUUCGUCGGCGAUCGGGUCAAGUGGCUUCUGCCUGACGGCGACCAUGAGUUGCUGAAGGAGGUUCGUGAAAUCCGCAAGGAGACCUCCAAGAAGGACCCCGAGCUUCGACGACAGGAGCUGGUCAAGGCUGCGUCGGCUAACGUGCUCGAGCUCAUUGCCGCACGUGCCGACUCUCUCCUCGAGACGAGCUUCGGAUGCCAAUUCAUCUCCGAGGUGCUGUUCGAAGCCGAUGGAGACAAGAGCGCCGCAUUGGCCGCCGUGGCCGAGGCCGCCAAAUCCAGAGCCGACACCAAGGACUCUCCGUUCGUGGGCCGGUUGCUCAAGUCACUGGUUCAGGGUGGACGGUUCAACCCCGCCGAGAAGAAGGUCGAGAAGGUGCAGCCUCCGCUCAACUUCCACGGUCUUUUCUACGAGCAGAUUCAAGAAGAGACCAUGUCGUGGGCCACAGGAUCCAAUGUUUUCGUCGUGGUGGCUCUUGCGGAGUCGGACGACUUCGAGAAGAAGGCCGAGUUGCUGAAGACGCUGAAGAAGAACAAGAAGGCGCUGGAGAAGGCGUCGUCGGAGACCAGCAAGGAUGGAAAGAAGGGCAGCCCGGUCAGCAGUGGUGCGAAGCUGCUGCUGGAGAAGAUCCGGUAGAGAGUCUUUCCGUUUCGGUCCCUUAGCAGGGGAACAUUGUACUAUUGGCCGGGAUUUUUCUUUUACAAAGGCAUUUCAUUUGCUCAUCGAGGUGUUCGUUGGAUUCUUAUUAUAUUGAUUCCUUUUUCUUUAUAGGUGAUAUCUCCAUCUGUACAGGGUCUGUGAUAGACAUGGGACCAAAACGAGUCAGAAAAAAGCAUUUUGAUAUUUAUAAUUUAUUUUGCAUGAUUC